UCAACCGAGUCCGGCACGUGGCCGUACUGAAAGAAGCCCGGAGAGAAAACAAGAUUCUCUUGAGCGCCGCGAUGCUAAGUCAAGUGAUAAAUAUUAAUCGUCGUUAAAAGACACGUUAAGGGGGACGUGGUAUAUAUUCGCGGACAUGCGGCGUGCGCAUUGACGAUAUAAGUGGAGUGUUCAUCACCGGUUGUCAUUGCGUGAUCGCGUCCGAUCUCGUUAAUUCGCGAAGGUGAAAUCCUCCGCGAGAUCAUCAGAAAUAUGGAUUCGGAUAACAGCGAUCAAAAUUGGCAGGCGAACGGCCGGCGACGACAGGAUUACUACGAGUUGAAAAACGCAGAUUGCGAAGAAUUAAACACGUGGUUCCAGGUUAAAAUGAAGGAUCCGCUCGAUAUCACGGAUGUCACCUCUUAUUAUGGUCGCCGCGCAAUGAGCAAGUUCUGGUGCUAGAUCGGACGCAGGUGGCGGCAGGCGGGCAAGCAGCAGCCUCCGCAGGCACGUGUAAUGACAGAACCUAAAUGUCAGUCGCACGUGGCCACCUGGUACUUGUUCUAUCGCUGGAUCAUCUUCCUCGUAUGGACCGGCUUCGUGAUUUGUUCGGUGUUCGAGUUCGGCAGCUACCAACCGCUCUUCCAGAUCGACAAAUGGCCGAUCUAUCUGACCAACUGGGACAUGGUGUUGGGCUUUACUCAGGCGCUGAUCGGCGGUAUCCUCGUGUCGAAGCGUUGGCGACUACAGAAGAUACCCGGCUUCGAUCCUUGCGGCCUCAAGUUGGAGUUCACCGAGCGACUGUACUGGUUCCUGUAUGUCGUCACGACUAAUCUGGCAAUCGCCGUGACCGUCUGCUACUGGCUCACCGUAUACAAUCCGGAGAUUCAUCACCUGGACCCGCUCAACAUCAUGAUGCACGUAUGCAAUAGCGCGUUGAUGCUGGUUGACUUCGUUGUCACCAGUAUACCGUUCCGUUUGCGAAAUUUCUGGUGGUGCCUGUCGAUCGCCGUCUUCUACGUGAUUUUCACGGUUGGUCUACUACGUCGCUGGGGGACUCGACAAUACGGCUACCACUAUUACAAGGUCAUCGACUGGAAGCGACCGACGCGGACGAUGCUCGUUUGUGCCGGUGGUUGCACAUUCGUUACAGUGCUCCACUGUGUCACCUCUAUGCUGGCUGAUGUCAGGGAUCGAGUCUACUACAAGAUCGCCAAGAAAGUCGGUAGAUCCGUACAGACUAAUGCGACGAACGACAAACCGCUUCCAGAAAAGCAGGCGGACGUAGUUUAAUUAAUACAAAUUGAAAUAAAACAUAGACACGUUAUUAUCUUUGUCCGUCAGGUAUCUUCUAACCUGGGUAUGGGACAUUAGUAGGACGGAUUGACUAUUUGACAAGGAAAAGUCUCAAUUCUGUGUGUGCUUUCGUGUAGCUGACGUGAGAAUUCCUCGCGAGUGACUUCUUGAGCUCGUCUAUCUUGCUCGUAGACAAACGAUAAAAUAUUAGUAGGAUAUUAACAGGGUAUUUGAGGAGAGUGAUCGGAUUAGGUGAUUCCUUUUGCGAUUCUUGUGAACUUAUCUUCGACGACAUUUCCAAGAAACGUUAGUCAUAGUAUGAUAAGAUUGCGUAACAAUUAUCGUAAAAACUGUAAUUGGUCAACGCUCGGUAUUAUAGUCAAUGAAAUUUUCUGCGUGUUAUUUAUACAAAAAGAUAAAGAUGCAUGUAAAUAUAGAAAAUAUGUAUUUCCUUUUACUAAAUGUGAACAUCUUGCUGAAGAAGGCAAGAUUAUCGAUUAUAUAUGCAAGCAUUUUGUACAUUCAAAUCGUAUGUAAACAUUUUUAUGAAGAUUUCGUUUCAUAUUUGACGCUAUAUAUGACAUUCGUCUCGCAUUUUUAUAAUGUUAUAAAAUAUUGUGUGAACGCAUCUUUUUAUAUUUAAAACUGUGAAAAUCACGUCGCAUUCAGUACUGAUGCGCCGAAAUAAUCACGAACAUUUUAUGAUAUUUCAAAUUAGCGCGAAUGCGGUUGCAUAUUAUUUUCGUGAGCAUUGAUUACAGAAGUUGCAAUUUUUUUU
Messenger RNA from Nylanderia fulva, 2062 nucleotides. RefSeq names its product protein rolling stone. Gene Ontology annotation, cellular component: membrane. NCBI's taxonomy places the organism in Eukaryota, Metazoa, Arthropoda, Insecta, Hymenoptera, Formicidae. The record is from RefSeq and is a predicted model, not a curated record.